AUGGAGAGUUUUCUCAAGAUGCUGCGAAUUACAAAUGCCCCGACUGUGCCAGCCGGCGACGAUGAGAACACAAACGAUGUCGAUGAACCUCCAGACGAUCGAGUUCCAGAGCUCAGAAACAACUUCAAGAAGGAGAACUCAUACAGGUCCAGUGCCAUGCCCAGCAUGAUCCGACGGGAAUCUCUUUUGACACGGGCUAUACAAGCCGAGAAUGGAACGCCGCCACCCUCGACGCGCAUACCUGAAGUCCUUCGAGGUCUAUCUACCACAUCCUCACACAGCUUCGCGAGUACGGCAGAACUAACAAGCGAUGCCGAGAGUCCUAUUCGAUCAGCUUCACCCAGUCCUCCUCCACCAUUACACCGACUUCAGAUCACUACCUCCACGAAACCAGUCGAAAGUGCAAAGGUUGUGAUCGCACCACUUGCGAACGAAGACAAGCCUGUGGUUCUACACAAUGGGGAGGCUGCUGUGGAAAAGUCGCUGGGUCGAAAGCGAUGCAUUAUGUUCGCCUGCAAGGAUACACCCUCCGACUCUCAAGUCGAGGCUGAUUCAAAGCAGAAAUCGGUAGAAACCCCUAAGCAGGAACCGGCGCCAAGGAAGUGUCGGAUCAGUUUUGCGUGUCCGACCCAAUCCAGUACAGAUAUUAAACAGGCUGAGGCCAAGAAAGAUUCAGUUCAAGUUUCUCAGGUCACUUCCCCACAAGUGCCUUUGUUGAGGGUGGAAAGCAAGACCCAGCUUCCAAAGGCCGUUAUGCCAUUACCAUCAAUCACAGUUAAGGACGAACGAAAUCCUCUAUCUCCGGGAGAAAAGCCGUCAUUGUCUCCACAGCAGUCUUUCCACGAAUUUGCUAGUCCACAUGCUGAGAACGAAGAAUGGGUUGAGAAAACUGCGGACGUCGUGAAGCCUAAGCUCACGAUUGAAGACUGUCUGAAGAAAGAGAACGCUAUCCGCAAGCUAGGUGAAGAAGCUGAAGAAGAGGCCGAUGAAGAAGAACGCGAACAAGAUGAGUUAGAGAACGAGGUUGAUGAUGAGGACGAGGUAGAGGAUGAUUUUGCUCCGUCAGACGAUGACACUCCUUCCAACGAUGGAAACGAAUCUGAUGACGAGGAGGGUUUUGCGGAGUCCGACGAUGAGGACGAUGCUGGUUCCGAGUAUCAGUUUUGGGCACCCUUUCCCGCGUCCAACAAAGCUAGCGUCGAUGCGAUGCCGUACUUCUCAGCCCGUCAGAGGUCACGGUCGCGAGCAAGUUCAACUUCUAGCGCACAUUCACUGGCUGCUCCCGAGCCUCCAAGGCGGCCAAUUGGUAUGGCCAGGCCCUCGAAACCGAUCAGGAUGCGACCUGGAACUCCAGAACUGCCUGAUAGCACAGACUUUGUCUGUGGCACUCUCGACGAAGACAGACCACUUGAAGCUGCCUAUAUCUCAUGCCGAGAGCAGAGACGUCGCGAGAAGCAUAUUCCUAUCCCUCAAGACAUUGAUCCUAGCUUUCCUACCACAGAUCCGGAGGACCAAGAAGACGAUGAGGAGGAUGUCGCUGACUCAAGCGAUCACAUGUGGGUGAAGCAUCAAUUCGAGGGCUUCGACGAGGAUGUUCGUGGACGUCGUCCUUCAGCCAUCUUGGUAUCUCCAGUCCACUCACCUGUACACGCUGUUGCUCCUCCACGUCCUGCCCGACCUGCCAAUAUCUCACGACCUACUCUGCGCUCCCCACCACCAAAGCAGAAGUUGAGUCGAUCACCAGCACCUCGUCGUCUGUUCGACCAAACUCACAGACGCAUGCGAUCGCCUCCACCGACAGGGCGACUACAUUCACCUCGUGGUUCGCCAACAAACUUCAAGCCGGCACCUUUCGGCAUCACUAUCAACCAUCUGGCUCAGCGACCAAAUGCGGAUAAGACUUCGUCACUACCUCAUACUCCUAAUCCCUUCUUCCGGAACUGGAGGAAUGUCCAACAACCUUUCUCUCGCAUUCCCAUGGCUGCCGUCCCUGCUGGCGACGAGACUUCCAAUGACCUUCAUGUUCGUGGGCCCGUGGACAUUGUAAUAGGCCUCGAAAAGAAGCGUCAAAAACGCAAAGAAAAGUACUGGCGUCAACACUGUCGAAAAGCUGCCAAGGAGCAAGCAGUAAAGCGACCGCCUCCAGGUCGAGGAGUCGAGAGAAUGAAGGAGCUAGGCCUCGAAUGCGCUGAACGAAGUCGUGGUUAUGGUCUCGGUCAACCAGCUCAGCUUGUACUUUCUUUGUGA
This is a messenger RNA of Lithohypha guttulata, 2247 nucleotides long. RefSeq lists its product as uncharacterized. The coding region runs from base 1 to 2247 and encodes 748 amino acids. The record is from RefSeq and is a predicted model, not a curated record. The transcript has a single exon. Lineage: Eukaryota; Fungi; Ascomycota; Eurotiomycetes; Chaetothyriales; Trichomeriaceae.